Molecule: messenger RNA, 3020 nt
Organism: Strigops habroptila (Kakapo)
Lineage: Eukaryota; Metazoa; Chordata; Aves; Psittaciformes; Psittacidae
Gene: HAUS5
Product: HAUS augmin like complex subunit 5
Exons: 19
Coding region: 30-1742 (570 amino acids)
Biological process (GO): centrosome cycle; spindle assembly
Cellular component (GO): centrosome; HAUS complex
Source: RefSeq, a predicted model, not a curated record
CGCCCCACUUCCAGUGCCGGAGCUCGGGCAUGGCCGCGCUGGCGCCGGAGCUGAGCCGCUGGGUCCGGGUCGAGCUGGAGCCGCCGCCGGGCGCCGACCCCCCCGAGCCCGGGCUGCGCAGGCGGUGCGUGGGGUCCUGCGCCCCCAUCUGGGAGUUCCUCAUCCGCCACGUGCGGCACCCGCGGAAUGUGAAGAAGAUCAAAGGGAACCUGCUGUGGUACCAGCACCUCAAGGAGACGCAGCAAGGGGCGGGGCCAAGCGCGCCAUAUAUGGUGGUGGGCGUGGCCCUGCGGCGGCUGAGGGCGGAGCUUGGCGUGGUGGGCGGGGCCGUGCGCGAGGCUGAGGCGGCGGCGCUGGAGCUGGAGGCAGCGCUGGGGGCGGAGCUGAGCCGCCAAGGGGCGGAGCUUCGGCGGGGGGCGGAGCUUCGGGCGCUGGGGGAGGCAGCAGCGCGGGAGGGGGAGAGGCUGCGGAGGGGGCGGGGCCGGAUAAGCUCCGCCCACCGGGAGCCGGAACCAAAGCCAGGAACGGAGCCGGAAGUAGCGGCCGUGUGCAGGCUGCGGGAGGAGGCGCUGCAGGAACUGCUGGAGCCCCGCCCCCUGCUGAUGCCGCAGGACCGGACCAUGCUGUGGAUGCAGGAGGCCAAGGCGCUACUGAACCAGCACAGCCCCACGGAGGUGCUGGGGGCCCUGGAGAGGCUGCGGAAGGGGGGUGUCGCUGGUGACCCCAACAUCAGCCCUGCCCCGGACCCCGACCUUCCCCCUAACCUUGACCCUGCGGCUCCAGCGCCUGCCGAGAGCCUCAUCCAGGACUGUUGGGUGACCGUGGGGGAGCUCUGGGAGCUUGUCCCCCCGUUGGCCUCCCGCCUGCCCCCCCUGAGGCUCCGGCUGCUCCAGCUGCAGCACGAGAUCCACCAGCACUUGGGGGGGGACCCCCAAGCCCAAGAGGCUGCCAGGCUGGUGCUGGAGGCCGUGGGGCUGGCGGGGGCUCGGGGGGCCCUGACCCGGCAGAGCCGGGAGCUGCGGGGGGGCCCCGGGGGCUCCCCAAAACCUGCCCUGGACCCCCUGAGGAGGCGGCUGCAGCAGGGGAAGGAGCAGUUGUCCACUCGCUGGUUCCGGCUCCGGGCUUUGGCUGCAGCCAAUGGGAGGCUCCGGGCGCAACUGCGCCCCCUGCAGGACCGGGCCCAGGGAGCGGCGCGCCCCCCCCCCUCGCUGCAGGGGGAGGGGCAGCGGCUGCUGGAGACGCUGAGAAUGAUGGGAACGGGGGGGGCGCCCCUCCCCCCGCGCCCCGCCCACAACCCGCUGGAGCCAAUCAGCUGCGCGCUGGGGAUGGCGACGAGUGAGCCCCUGCAGGGGGCGCUGCUGCGGGCGGCGGCGCUGCGGGCGGAGCUGCGGGAGCUGCAGGGGGCGGGGCCAGCGCGGGGGGCGGGGCCGGGCAAGCCCCGCCCACCCCGGGGCCACGUGGUGGGCGUGGCCAGCGCGAAGCUCCUCCCGCAGCUGCGGGCCCUGUCCAAUCAGACGCGGCAGCGCAUCGAGGACUGGCCCCGCCUCCAGGACGUCGUCAGCCAAUGGUGGGAGCAGCCGGCUCAGUGGACGCUGGCCCCGCCCCCCGAUGACGUCCCCUUCUCCCAUUGGCUGCAGCGCUGGGCCCAGGCCACCCGCGCCCUGGGUUUGCCCCGCCACCUGCCCUUGGACACGCCCCCAAGCGGCGAGGAGGGGCGGGGCCAGCGCAAGCCCCGCCCCUAAGCCUCGGUUUCCUCCGGCGCUCCCAUUGGCUGGGGCGCCGGGGGCGGGGCCUGGGGGGGGUUCGGCCUCAGGACUCGGGGCCUGGAAAGGGAAUGCAGUAGGUCCUAUAGAAAUAAAGCAGUAAAUAGAGCAGGUCCUGUGUUAAUUAAUUACGUUAAUUACGUAAAUGAGGCUGUUCUGGUGCUAAUGAGCUUCUCCAGCUUCCAAUAGCAGCGUGUAAACAAAGCAUGGGCUACAAUAACAACACACAAAUGGUGUACGACCUCCAACAACACAUAAAUAAAGCAGGUCCUACAGCAAUGAAAGUGUAAAUAAAGCGGGUCCUGGCGUAAGAAACCCCCUUGUAAAGCAGGACCUACAAUAACAGCCCAUCAAUAAAGCAGGACCUACAAUAACAUCCCGUCAAUAAAGCAGAACCUGCAGUAAUACCAUGUAAAUAAGACAGGUUCUAUAUCAAUAACAUGUACAUAAAGUAGGUCCUACAUUAAUAACUUGGAAAUAAAGCAGGAGCUGCAGUAAUACUGUGUAAAUAAGACAGGUUCUGUUUUAAUAACAGUUACAUAAGGUAGGUCCUACAUUAAUAACUUGCAAAUAUAAAGUAGGUCCUACGUUAAACCCCUCAAUAAAGCGGGUCCUGACAUAACAACCCCCCCCAAUAGAGUAGGUCCUUCAAUAACAACAUGUAAAUGAAGCACGACCUACAAUAACCUGUAAAUAAAGCAGGUCCUACAGUGACAAAACUGUAAAUAGAGGCGGUUCCACCACAACAUGUAAAUAAAGUAGGUCCUACGUUAAUAAAUCCCUCAAUAAAUUAGGUCCUACGAUAACACCUCCCCAAUAAAGUAGGACCUACAAUAACAAAGCAGGUCCUACCAAAUCCCCCCUCAAUAGAGCAGGCCUGACAACAACCGUAAAUAAAAUAGGUCCUACGUUAAUAAACGAGUAAAUACAGGAGGUCCCGUCACAACAACAUGUAAAUACAGAUGGUCCUACAAUAAUAACGUGUAAAUACAAGAGGUUUUCUGUUAAUGCCAUCUAAAUAAAGCAGGUCCUCCACUAAAAGAGUGCAGAUUAAGUAGGUCCUACAUUAAUAACAUGUAAACAAGGGGGGGUUCUAUGUUAAUAACGUGUAACUAAGGUCAAUCCUAUAUUAACAGCGUGUGAAUAAAGCAGGUCCUACAUUAAUAACAUGUAAAUAAAGGGGGUCCUAUGUUAAUAACAUGUAACUAGGGUCAAUGCUAUGUUAAUAGCGUGUGAAUAAAGCAGGUCCUACAUUAA